GAGCUGGCUGUGGGUGUGUGUAACCCUGUAACCAAUGAGUUUUUCAGCAGUUACAUGUUUACACAGUUACCUGAAUUUUAACAUCUCUAGUGCAAACAUAUUUUGAGGAAGGUUGUUGCCAUUGUUGAGAAAUAUUGCUUUGUUUACAUAUACACACUUUAAUCUAUACACAGUUCAUUUCUAUUUGAGUAUUUAACUUGAAGUCUUUGUUUUACAUGACUUGAUUCAUAUGUAUCUUAUUUAAUUUGUGCACUGUCAAUGAACAGUAGGAUUUUUCCCUUGCAAUAACGUUUGGCGUAUAAUCUUCAACUCUUAAUAGUCCAGGAGUUAAUUUCACAAUACUUAACUUCUUUGAGGCCUCUGAUUUGACUGCGAGGUUGUGUGGUAUCAAACAUUCCCAUUUAGGUAAUGUGUGGGCAAAAAACUCUGCUGGAAUUUUUGUACAUGUGUUAGAAUUUUUAUUAAAAGUAAAUGUAUCAAAAGUAAAUUUAAAAAGUAUAUUUAGAUUAUGCUUUUUUAGAGUCAAUAUUCAAUAUUUUGAUAGUGGUAUAAAAUACAAGCACAAGAGAACAUCAUAAAAGUUAAAAGGCAACACAUUUAAAACUGGUCAAAGGUAAUGCUGUAAUCUGUCAUUGUGGUAAAAACCUUAGUAAGAGUCAAACAUGAAUUAAACAUUUAUAUGAAUAAUACCUGCAGAUAUCCUAUUUUAAGCCUCAUCUACACAACAGUCGAACCAAUUUUGAUUAAAUCAGUGGAGUCCCCUUGUGUGAACACUUGUAAAUUAGUUGCUUAAAUCAGUUCCUUAACAACUGCAGUUGACAGAAGGGAAAUCAGUUCUUCUGUUUCAGCAUAUAAACCAUCCAUUAGCUGCCUAAUAUUAGGAAGAACCUUCCCCCAUAUUCACGCUAGUAACUUAACCCUUAUAGGGUUUUACACUUCCCUUUAAGUCUUCUGGUGUGGGGGGAUUUUAGAGAAAGUAUACUUAACUAGAAAGGUCUUUAAUCUCAUUUGAUAUGAUCAUUCCCCUGAUUCUUAUAAAAAAGUGUAACGGCUAAUAUGAAACCCCCAAAAUCCAUAUUGAUAUGGAUUCAUAUUCACCUGUCUUGAAUUAUUAUUAGCAAUCUUCAACACUCAAAUGAGGUAGGUUGUUGACUACUGAGAAGCAGUAAACAGUAAUUAGGUAAAUGGAAAAAUUGUGUGAGUUCUUUUUAUUAUGAAUGAGUGAUUUCUAGAUGUCCCUUCCACUGCCCCAUCAGUUUGUGCUUCAUUUUAGCAGUUGUUACUACAUCAUAACAUAUUGUCUUGCACACUCUGAGAUUUCAUGGUGAAUGAAAACAUUUCCAUCUUUUAUACACUUGCUAUCUCAUCUUUCACAUUGUACAAUUUCUUUGACAUUCAGGAAGGCAGUGGGUGGAGUGGGUAGCAUAUUCCCUUUCAGAAUAUAAAAAAGGUGAUAGUAUAGAUACAUUUACUGUAAGCCCAGAAGGAUCCACUUUGAUCAUUUCGUCUGACCUCCUCCUGCAUGUUGCAGGCCAGGGAACCUCAUCCACCUACUCCUGUAUUAGGUCAUAACCUCUGGAGAGUUACUGAAGUCCUCAAAACAUGAUUUAAAGACUCCAAUCCAUUUACACUAAUUUAAACUUGCACUUGACCCUGCCUUGCCCAAUGCUACAAAAGGAGAAAAAAACCCAGGGUCUCAGCCAUCCCCAUCUAGUGUCCCAUUGGGGAUAUUUGGUACUGGUAAUCACAGAUGGGCUACAUGCCAUUAUAGGUCACCUCUUUAUACCGUUCCCUUCACACACUUUACAAGAAAGGUAGGGAACCUUUUUUGCAUUGGACCCAAUCUGUUAGGGGCUACACAAAAAAGUGAGAAGCAGAAAGAAAAAGAAAACCCACCAAAAAACAAACCCCCAACCUCCACCCUCAGAGAUAUGGCCCUAUAGGAUGUUAAAUUGCGGUUACCAAGCUAAUCAUAUAAUCAAUACAAUUUGUAUCGACUAAAUGAUUAAUUGAUAGGACUAAUUGAAAUCUAUUGUCUUGCUGAUCCAUUCCAUCUUCCAUGUAGUAUUUUUGGUUUAUAUUAAUAACCUAUAUGAAAUGCUUGCUCCUUCAGUUUGGUAUGCAGUAGUUCCCUACAAAUUUUUCCCCCUUGCUUACAAUGCAGGCUUCCGAUAACUUCUGCUACUUUGACUUAAAGUAAUUUGUAAUUUCCUCCACAUUUAGAUCCAUGAGUUCCUUAAUCCAAUGGAUAUCUAUCACCAAACAUGACAAUGCUGAUUACCCAAGUAAUUAAUAGAGACAAGAACAGUGACAUCACACAGAAGGGAUAUGAAAAGAAGAGAUCAAAAUUAAUUGGGGCAUACCUGCCACAACCUCCAGCAGCGAAUGGAGCUGCCGCGGUACGGUGUAGACUGCAACACAGUGAAGGAGCCGCGAGAAGAAUGCUCCGCACUGCCAACAUUGGGGUCUGUGACAUCCGGGAAGCAGCAGCUAGAGAGCGAGCAGCCAGCACAGCAGCAAACCGGCCCCUCUUUUACUUUCGCUUUGGGGUGGAUCAGGCAUUGCCGCAAGAACGUCGAACUCCUGUUACCCCUUCCUCUUCCUCACGAUAUCAUCGUCGCAGGUCCUCAGGGUCACGGGAUGAACGCUAUAGGUCAGAUGUCCAUACAGAAGCAGUUCAGGCAGCUCUUGCUAAACAUAAAGAAAGGAAGAUGGCAGUCCCCAUGCCAUCAAAACGACGCUCAUUGGUGGUGCAAACUUCGAUGGAUGCUUACACACCUCCCGAUACCUCUUCUGGUUCAGAAGACGAAGGCUCUGUGCAGGGCGAUUCCCAGGGAACUCCCACCUCAAGCCAGGGAAGUAUAAACAUGGAACACUGGAUCAGUCAAGCAAUCCAUGGUUCUACUACAUCUACCACUUCUUCCUCCUCAACACAAAGUGGAGGCAGUGGCGCUGCGCACAGGCUAGCUGAUGUGAUGUCUCAAACACAUAUAGAAAAUCAUUCUGCCCCUCCAGAUGUUACUACUUACACCUCAGAACACUCAAUACAAGUAGAAAGACCACAAGGAUCAACAGCAAGGGUGGCACCAAAAUAUGGCAAUGCUGAACUUAUGGAAACUGGUGAUGGAGUACCAGUGAGCAGCAGAGUGUCAGCAAAGAUUCAACAGCUGGUCAAUACCUUAAAACGACCCAAACGACCACCAUUACGAGAGUUCUUUGUAGAUGACUUUGAGGAAUUGUUAGAAGUUCAACAGCCGGAUCCAAACCAGCCAAAGCCAGAGGGAGCUCAGAUGCUGGCUAUGCGUGGGGAACAAUUGGGUGUAGUUACAAAUUGGCCACCUUCUUUGGAAGCAGCAUUGCAGCGAUGGGGGACCAUUUCGCCAAAAGCUCCUUGCCUAACCACUAUGGACACUAAUGGAAAACCACUUUACAUUCUCACUUACGGCAAGCUUUGGACCAGAAGUAUGAAGGUUGCUUACAAUAUACUGCAUAAAUUAGGCACAAAACAAGAACCAAUGGUGCGACCUGGAGACAGGGUAGCACUUGUAUUUCCAAACAAUGAUCCUGCUGCUUUUAUGGUGGCAUUUUAUGGCUGCCUACUGGCAGAAGUUGUCCCUGUCCCUAUUGAAGUGCCACUUACAAGAAAGGAUGCAGGAAGCCAACAAAUAGGUUUCUUACUUGGAAGCUGUGGCGUUACUGUGGCCUUGACUAGUGAUGCCUGCCAUAAAGGUCUGCCUAAAAGCCCCACGGGGGAGAUACCACAGUUUAAAGGGUGGCCAAAGCUGCUAUGGUUUGUCACAGAAUCUAAACAUCUUUCUAAACCUCCUCGUGACUGGUUCCCACAUAUCAAGGAUGCAAAUAAUGACACUGCUUACAUAGAGUACAAAACAUGUAAAGAUGGAAGUGUGCUUGGGGUGACUGUGACAAGAAUUGCACUGCUGACCCACUGUCAAGCUCUUACACAAGCAUGUGGAUAUACAGAAGCUGAAACAAUUGUGAAUGUACUAGAUUUCAAGAAGGAUGUUGGCUUAUGGCAUGGGAUUCUUACAAGUGUCAUGAACAUGAUGCAUGUUAUCAGUAUCCCAUAUUCCUUAAUGAAAGUGAAUCCACUAUCAUGGAUACAGAAAGUCUGCCAAUACAAAGCAAAAGUCGCUUGUGUAAAAUCCAGGGACAUGCACUGGGCAUUAGUGGCACAUCGAGAUCAAAGAGAUAUCAACCUUUCCUCGUUGCGUAUGCUAAUAGUGGCCGAUGGUGCAAAUCCUUGGUCUAUUUCUUCCUGUGAUGCAUUUCUCAAUGUCUUCCAAAGUAAAGGCCUAAGACAGGAGGUCAUUUGUCCUUGUGCCAGUUCACCAGAAGCUCUCACUGUGGCUAUUCGAAGGCCAACAGACGAUAGCAAUCAGCCUCCAGGGAGGGGAGUUUUGUCCAUGCAUGGUCUCACCUAUGGAGUAAUUAGAGUGGAUUCUGAAGAAAAGCUCUCUGUCCUGACUGUGCAAGAUGUUGGCUUGGUGAUGCCAGGAGCUAUAAUGUGUGCAGUGAAGCCAGAUGGAAUUCCUCAGCUCUGUAGAACAGAUGAAAUAGGCGAACUUUGUGUAUGUGCCAUAGCAACAGGUACAUCAUAUUAUGGACUCUCAGGCAUGACCAAGAACACUUUUGAGGUGUUUCCUAUGACCAGUUCAGGAGCUCCUAUAAGUGAAUACCCUUUUAUAAGGACAGGCUUGCUAGGAUUUAUUGGACCAGGAGGGCUUGUCUUCGUCAUAGGCAAAAUGGACGGUCUAAUGGUGGUCAGUGGAAGAAGACAUAAUGCUGAUGACAUUGUAGCAACAGCCCUGGCUGUGGAACCAAUGAAGUUUGUCUACAGAGGAAGAAUAGCAGUGUUUUCAGUGAGUGUGCUUCAUGAUGAAAGGAUAGUUAUUGUUGCUGAACAAAGGCCAGAUUCCACAGAGGAAGAUAGUUUUCAGUGGAUGAGCAGAGUUCUCCAGGCUAUUGACAGUAUCCAUCAAGUGGGUGUUUACUGCUUAGCUUUGGUACCAGCAAACACGCUCCCGAAGACCCCUUUAGGUGGCAUACACUUAUCAGAAACCAAACAACUUUUUUUGGAAGGCUCAUUGCAUCCCUGUAAUGUAUUGAUGUGCCCACACACCUGUGUAACAAACCUGCCUAAACCCCGACAAAAACAGCCAGAAAUUGGGCCUGCCUCUGUGAUGGUGGGGAACCUGGUCUCUGGAAAAAGAAUUGCUCAGGCUAGUGGCAGAGAUCUGGGACAGAUAGAAGACAAUGAUCAGGCCAGAAAAUUCCUAUUCCUCUCAGAAGUUUUACAGUGGAGAGCUCAAACGACUCCUGACCAUGUGCUUUACACGCUGCUUAAUUGUAGGGGAACAAUAGCCAACUCCCUAACUUGUGCCCAGCUACAUAAACGAGCUGAGAAGAUAGCAGUCAUGCUGGUGGAAAGGGGACAUUUACAAGAUGGAGACCACGUGGCUUUGGUCUAUCCACCAGGAAUUGACCUGAUUGCUGCAUUUUAUGGUUGCCUGUAUGCGGGCUGUGUGCCAAUAACAGUUCGACCUCCGCAUCCACAGAACAUUGCAACAACAUUACCUACAGUGAAAAUGAUUGUGGAGGUGAGUCGCUCUGCCUGUUUAAUGACUACACAAUUAAUAUGUAAAUUGUUACGGUCACGAGAGGCAGCAGCAGCAGUGGAUGUCAGAACGUGGCCUCCUGUACUAGAUACAGAUGACUUGCCAAAGAAGCGGCCUGCUCAAAUCUACAAACCUUCUAACCCUGACACACUGGCUUAUCUUGAUUUUAGUGUGUCCACAACUGGAAUGCUAGCGGGAGUAAAGAUGUCCCAUGCAGCCACUAGUGCCUUUUGCCGUUCUAUUAAGCUGCAGUGUGAGCUUUAUCCCUCUAGAGAAGUAGCUAUCUGUUUGGACCCUUACUGUGGACUCGGGUUUGUCCUCUGGUGCCUCUGCAGUGUUUAUUCAGGGCACCAGUCUAUUCUGAUUCCUCCCUCUGAAUUGGAGACUAAUCCUGCUCUAUGGCUGCUAGCUGUGAGUCAGUAUAAAGUGAGAGACACUUUUUGUUCCUAUUCAGUCAUGGAGCUUUGUACCAAGGGACUCGGUUCACAGACUGAAUCACUGAAGGGAAGAGGACUGGACCUCUCACGUGUACGGACGUGUGUAGUCGUGGCAGAAGAACGACCCCGAAUAGCUCUCACUCAGUCAUUCUCAAAAUUAUUUAAAGACCUGGGUCUCCAUCCACGGGCUGUUAGCACAUCUUUUGGCUGUAGAGUGAACCUGGCUAUAUGUUUGCAGCCUCACAGGCUGGGGAAGCUGGCCGAGCAGGGAACAUCUGGACCAGAUCCAACCACUGUGUAUGUUGAUAUGAGGGCACUGAGACAUGACAGAGUUCGUUUAGUAGAGAGAGGAUCGCCUCAUAGUUUGCCCCUAAUGGAGUCAGGAAAAAUCCUCCCUGGUGUUCGCAUCAUUAUAGCUAAUCCUGAAACAAAGGGACCCUUAGGGGAUUCUCAUCUUGGUGAGAUAUGGGUUCACAGUGCUCAUAAUGCAAGUGGAUAUUUCACCAUAUAUGGAGAUGAAUCUCUGCAAUCAGAUCACUUUAAUUCAAGACUCAGCUUUGGAGACACACAGACUAUUUGGGCUCGGACUGGCUAUUUGGGGUUCUUGAGGAGAACAGAACUUACAGAUGCAAAUGGAGAGCGACAUGAUGCACUUUAUGUUGUGGGUGCACUAGAUGAAGCCAUGGAGUUACGAGGGAUGAGAUAUCAUCCAAUUGAUAUUGAAACAUCAGUAAUUAGAGCACACAAGAGCAUUACAGAAUGUGCGGUGUUUACCUGGACAAAUCUGUUGGUCGUCGUAGUAGAGCUGGAUGGAUCAGAGCAAGAAGCCUUGGACCUGGUUCCUUUAGUCACCAAUGUGGUCCUGGAGGAACACUAUCUGAUUGUAGGGGUCGUGGUGGUGGUGGACAUUGGUGUAAUUCCUAUCAACUCCCGUGGAGAGAAACAACGUAUGCACCUACGAGAUGGAUUUUUGGCAGACCAGCUAGAUCCCAUAUAUGUGGCCUACAACAUGUAGUCUUGUAUCUUAAGGCUUCCAUGGACUUUUACUAUAGAUGUAUAAAAUUUUUUGGUGUCCACUAAAAAUGUGCAGAUAAGAGGGUGAGACUCAUCAGAAUGGAACUGUAUCUAUUAUGACUUUUCACGAUUUGCAGGAAAUAAAAUGUGAAAUGUGUUUUCUUUUACCACUAAAUUUUAGCACAGAAGGACUUAAGGGUACUGCCCUUCAGUUUGUUGGAAAAGCCCAUUUUAGGUUCUUUUUCUUAUUGGAUGAAACUGCUUUCUGAGUAAUUGUGGCUUUGUAUUUUAUGUUGAGUAAAGCUGAAGUAGCUAAUUUUUCUAUUCUGCCCUCCAAGUGGAUUCUUUUUAACAAUUUACAUACUAUGACAAAUAAUUAUGUUCAGUUGUUUUGAUGCAUCAUAAAAAAAACUUACAAAUACAGAUCCAUUAAUAAUUUAAGCCAUUUUAGAUCCCACCAUUUUAGGAAACUAUGUAGAGGUACGAGGAAAAUGCCCAAAAUAGCACCUUCCAAUUAGAGUUCUAGCAACUUUCUGUAAGAGACGCUGAAAGCACAAAGGCCAAAAAGCCUUUGAUACUAGUGUUAGAAUGGAACAAAUUUAUAAAUAAGGUGUAUUUCGGCAAUGAACUUGCAAAUAUCUUUGUACUAAACUAAAAAGAUAAAAUAAGUUAACUACUUCUUCUGUAAUUAUGUACAAAAUGUUUAAUUUAUUUUGAUCUCUUUAGAAGUAUAAAAGAAAAAAACAUUCAAGAAUAUUAAUCUCUUGUAAUGUUUGCUAAUAUAAAAACAAAGUGUUGUAUUAUCUUGAGUGGAUAGUAUCACAUCAAAUAUAUAUAUAUGAAAUAUAAAUUCACUAAUGACAAAAAAGAUUUUAAAGUUUAAAAUGCAGUACUUGUCACUUGCAUGGUAUCUCCCACUGUAGAUAACCAAAUGUUACUCACACUUUUUUUUGAAAGAGAGAAAGCAAUCCUGGAUUGCUAAGUAUCCCUGUCUAAAAAAAAUCCUCUAGAUACCAGCAAGUGGAAUUAUUGCUGCCUUUAAGGCAGUGAAUAAAUUUAAGACUAAAAAUGCACUGUACGAUUUUUUUUGUUUGCCAUGGAGUCAACAAUAAAUAUAUGUGCUGGCAUGUGCAUACACUUGUUAGACUUUAGGAAAGGCAGGUUGAAGAAUAGCACUGUUUUGUAUCUGCAUAACUUUGUUGCACAAUUUUUUCAUCAUUUUAGUUGGUGUUUUUGUUGUGAUAAGGAAAGGUUUUGGUGGUUAUUUGCAUAGAGUUAACAAUUUGCCUCUCAGCUGGUCCACUUAGCUUGGUGGCUAAAACAUCCAGUUUACACUUACAGAAAACUAUUGGUCUUUAACUUACUCUUCAACUGAGAAUAACACACAGUCAUCAUGAUUGAUUUAGCACAAAUUGUGCUUCUGCUAACAAGUCCCUAGACCAAGUGAACUAACAGAGGAACUGAACUGCCCGUUUUAAGGAACUGAGUCCCCAGGU
Molecule: messenger RNA, 8583 nt
Organism: Pelodiscus sinensis (Chinese soft-shelled turtle)
Lineage: Eukaryota; Metazoa; Chordata; Testudines; Trionychidae
Source: RefSeq, a predicted model, not a curated record